CCGAGCAUAGCCGGAUUGUAGAGGAGUCUCAACCAGCUUCUUGGUAAACUCUUCCAAGUGUGAGAUCCAUCUUGAGUAGCUUCACGUGUCCGUUUAACAACGGGAAAGCGACGAGCUGCGAAAACGGACCACUCGUCGCUCCCACUUACAGACCAACGGUCCACCCUUCAGGGGAGAAGCUCGGCUGCAAAGUAAAUGCUUCGACCAAGUAAUGUCGUCAGUAGACGUCAAAGCGAUGCUCAGAUUGUGCCAAAAAGAAGGCCGAGAUCCUCUCAGACUCACCCCGUCAGCAUUCCGAAACACGCAGACCUGUUUCGCUGCUCUACAGAUCGGCGUAUACUGCACCCAGUCCGGCGCCUGCCGGCUGGCCGCCGCUCAGCGGGGCGCCCUCCAACUCGGACGCGAUGCCGUCCAACACUACCGCAGAGACGCGUCCGAAACGGCGCGCGAGUCCGAUGACGCGCGCGCGGCCUGGGCGCGCGAUGCCAUGUACAAAGGGUGGGUCCUGUGUGACGUCAUCCUCCGGACCGACGUCAGAGACGACCAAGCGGCGGCCGCGAAGCUGCCGGACAUCGCUCGAGAACUAGGGCUGGCGAGAGCCGCGGCUCGGGCGAUCGUCAAAGGCCCCGCAAGGGCGGGGCUCCACGUGUUGGCAGUGUUGGAGGCGAGCACCCGGGACGAUGCCCCGGGGGCGUUGGCGCAGGUGUGGGCAAAAAAGGGUCUCGUGAAAGCGCUUCUCGAGCUGCUGCUGACCGCGGCCCGAUUGGUGGACAGGCCUUCGGACGAUAGCAGCAGCUCCGGCGAGGAUUCGGACACAGGUGCUCCGCAGUCGGACAGGCGUGCUCCGCAGGCGAACGGCCGUGCUCCGUAUGCGAACGGUCGUGCUCCGCACUCGGACGCUGGUGUGGCGCAUGCGGACACUGGUGCGACGCAUUUGGACGGUGGUGCCGGGCCCUCGGACGACUCUGCUCUUCAAUCGGACGGUCGAGCUGCGGAUCCGGACGGUCCGAAACGGCUGCCGACGCAGGAGCUCCGGCAGCUGCACUCGUGGGAGAUGCGCGACUUCUGGGCGGACGACGCGCCGCUGUGGGCGCGCGCUCGCGCGGCCUGCGCGCAGGCCCUGAAACUUCUCUCCCGGGCAGUAGAAGGCGGUGCGUACCUCGAGUUUGUACGGUCGAGGGGCGUGGACAUCGUGACCAGGUUUCUGGCGCGGCGCGAUUUCGACGACGAGCGGAGCGUCGCCCGUAUGGAAACGAUGCGUCAGUCGGACGAUCCGGAGCUUUUGUGGAAGUUGAGGGCGGGGGAGUGCUGGAGCGAAGCGGGGGGGACGGCGGAGGCGCUUUGGGGGAGGGCCGCAGCGGAGGCGGGGCUCAAGAAAUGCCCACUGGUGGCGAAGUGCCGCCAGCGGGAAAGCAUGAAGGGACGGUUUCAGCAGUGCGGGCGGCGGUGCGGAACUUUUUAUUGCUCCAAAGAAUGCCAGGCGAUCGAUUGGCGGGCGGGUCACAAGAAGAUCUGCAUUCCAGCUGCCGCCUCAAAGCCAGAGGCCUAAUCAAUUGUUGCUCAUAGAUGUUGAAAAGGAAUUACAAAUGAAAGAGACACGUCGUAUAAGGAGUUGUCAUGCGUGGCAAAGGACAGCUGGUAAUUUAACGGUUAAUGGUUAGUCAGUCAAUGCAUAGAUGUACAUGAUGACUCAAACGGAUUGAGUGCAACAUGACUGCGAGAUGUUUUCAGCUACCGUAACGUAGUUGGCAGCUUAGUGGCAUGCAGGUUAUGUUUUAAUUUGUCAUAGAUAGCAUAAUAGCACUUUGCCUCUCUGGGCCUAAACGCUGAGGCUCCCCAUGGUGGGAUCAUAUCAGAACUGUUUGCACUUUUGGAGCUGACCUUAAGUGCAGGUCAAUCAGUUAAGCUCGCAAACGCUGCUGAACUUCAAUUACAGCCCGGUCGUUCAUGCAGCCUCUAUAAGGUCGUGACAAAUGUAAAUUCGCGCUAGG
Messenger RNA from Klebsormidium nitens, 1991 nucleotides. The record is from the annotation of a GenBank genome assembly. NCBI's taxonomy places the organism in Eukaryota, Viridiplantae, Streptophyta, Klebsormidiophyceae, Klebsormidiales, Klebsormidiaceae.